AUGGGAACCAACCGCACCCCUCCCUUCCACGGCACCUUCGACGGCGUGACGUUCACGCUCACGCGGCAACGGCACCCCGGCCUGGAGGGGGUGGUGAUCGACUACGUGCACCUGGAGCGCGAGGGCCACGAAUGGGUCUCACUGGCCGGGCGUCUGCUCCAGCAGCACUGGCGCUGGUACCCGCUGCGGCGGGGCGAGCGGCGCCGCGGGGCGGCCGUCAUCUGCAGCGGCCGCGUGCGCCUGUACAUCGACGAGCCCACCUUCGGCCUGCCGGUGGCACUCCCAUUCUUCCACCUGAACGAGGCCGAGUGGGCCGCGGUCGAUGGUAUGGCCCCGCCCAUGCCGGUGCUCCUCGCGCUCCAGGAGCAUCUGAUGAAGCCGGGGAUGGGGCUGACUCAAGAACGAAUGUAG
Aspergillus brunneoviolaceus CBS 621.78 is the source of this 411-nucleotide messenger RNA. RefSeq lists its product as uncharacterized. The coding region runs from base 1 to 411 and encodes 136 amino acids. NCBI's taxonomy places the organism in Eukaryota, Fungi, Ascomycota, Eurotiomycetes, Eurotiales, Aspergillaceae. The transcript has a single exon. The record is from RefSeq and is a predicted model, not a curated record.